Argiope bruennichi is the source of this 666-nucleotide messenger RNA. Its product is annotated as protein NYNRIN-like. The transcript has a single exon. Gene Ontology annotation, biological process: DNA integration. The record is from RefSeq and is a predicted model, not a curated record. Gene Ontology annotation, molecular function: nucleic acid binding. The coding region runs from base 1 to 666 and encodes 221 amino acids. NCBI's taxonomy places the organism in Eukaryota, Metazoa, Arthropoda, Arachnida, Araneae, Araneidae.
AUGGACUACUUCACCAAAUGGCCUGAAGCUUACCCCAUUCCCGAUCAAGAAGUCCCGACUGUUGCAGAGAUUCUAGUUCAAAACUGGAUUUCAAGAUACGGAGUUCCUCUACAACUGCACUCUGAUCAAGGAAGAAACUUCGAUUCGGCUGUUUGCAGGAGACUGUGUGAGAUACUCGGCAUCGACAAAAUUCGAACUACGGCUUUACAUCCUCAGUCAGAUGGCAUGGUAGAGAGAUUCAAUCGGACCAUUCUGAACAGUCUCUCUCUCCUGGUGUCCAGCAAUCAACCGGGCUGGGACAAAAAACUGCCCUUUUUCCUACUUGCCUAUAGAAGUGCCGUUCACGAGACUACUGGCUAUUCCCCAUCUCAAAUGCUCUUCAAACGUGACCUUCGUCUGCCUGCAGAUCUACUGUUCAGCCGGCCUCCAGAUGCUCCCUUGGCACCUGAGGAAUAUGUCGAGAACCUCCGGAUACGGAUGGAGGAGGUGCAUCAUCUGGCCAGAGAUAGGAUCGACAUGGCUUCAGAGAAGAUGAAGACCCGAUACGAUGCUAGAGCAACGGGACACAAUUUCCACGAAGGUUAUGGAAUCCGAAACGUCGCAAAGGACUUUCUCCGAAGUUGCAGACCAACUGGGAGGGUCCUUAUACAAUCCUUAAAAGACUGA